AUGUUGGACUACGGAUGGGGAAACCCGUCGCCGGUCAUGCUCACCGGAGACGACAAUCCCCAAGAUUCUGACCACCACAUCUUCGAACCUUUCGCCGCCCAAAACUUCCCGGAAACCACCGCUACCUUCAUACACCCGGACACCCACUUCGCCGCUUCCACCGCUGCUGCCGGAGGCGGAGGCAGCGGCGUCCCCUUCCACCCAAACCCCCAGUUCACCCCCUUCUACGACCCGCGCGCCUACGGCGCGUCCUCAUACCCCCACCAACCGCCGGCGGCGGCGCCUACGCCGCCGCACAUGCUGUCGCUUGAACCAGCCGUUCCGGCGGGGUUCUUGUCGGUCCCCAAGGCCGAGCCGGGGGCCGGCGGGUUCGAUUUCAACGCGGAGUACAGCAGCAGGAUAGGGCUCAACCUCGGCGGCCGGACCUACUUCGCCUCGUCGGAGGACGACUUCGUGAACCGGCUGUACCGGCGGUCCAGGAUCUUCGAGCCCGGUUCGGCCAGCUCCGCCAGGUGUCAGGCGGAGGGCUGCAGCGCCGACCUGAGCCGCGCGAAGCACUACCACCGCCGACACAAGGUGUGCGAGUUCCACUCCAAGGCCGCCACCGUCAUUGCCGCCGGCCUCACCCAGCGGUUUUGCCAGCAGUGCAGCAGGUUCCAUCAGCUGCCGGAAUUUGACAACGGGAAGAGGAGUUGCCGGAAAAGGCUAGCCGACCAUAACCGGAGAAGGAGAAAAUCAUCCCAGCAAACUAAUAAUCAAGAAAACAGUAACAAAUCUCAGCCAGCUGAUAAUAACAAUGCACCCAACACCUCAUCUGAAAACUUAGCAACUAGGUCCCCGCCGGAUUCCGGCCACCACUCGUCCUCGGUCACGGUGGCAAUAUCCCCUCCGAGAAUCUCUCUCGAUUGUUUCGGCCACCGAUCUAAUUAUGCCGGCAUGGGCCCCACCACCUCGUCGACUGCAUCAACGGGCUCACUCUUCUACUCGAAUUAG
Striga hermonthica is the source of this 993-nucleotide messenger RNA. NCBI's taxonomy places the organism in Eukaryota, Viridiplantae, Streptophyta, Magnoliopsida, Lamiales, Orobanchaceae. The record is from the annotation of a GenBank genome assembly.